AUGGCGACCGCGGACCAUGUUGAGCUUGUGGCCCGCCACGGUGGCCAUCACUACGACAACAUAAAAUACGGGUACGUGCUGUUUGCGUUGUCGAUUAUUUAUUUGGUGUUCCGCCAAUCAGCUCUUAUUUAUUACCACAAGGCUUGGAUUCGGUCUGGCCGGUCCACCACAAAUUUGGGGCUUGUUAACACGCCAAUGGUGUACACCGUAUCGAUCAUGAGCGGGAUCAUUCUGAUUCUGGAAUUCUUCAACCUCAACAUCGAAGAGUACGGCGUCCACCUGAAGCGGUUCGGACGUCUCGCGUACGCCCUUACACCACUGGAUCUGGUUCUCGCUGUGAGGCCGAGCCCGUUUCAGUUGGACAAUUACCUGGAUACAUUGACCUUGCAUAAAUGGGUGUCUCGUAUAAUUUUAGCGCUCGGUAUUUUGCACAGCAUGGGGUAUCUGGUGAAAUGGCUUGCUGAGGACACAUUAGAGAAAUCGCUCAGACUGCUCAAUUUUUACGGGGUGAUAAUUUUUGUGCUUUUUGACGUGCUAUUGUCGGUGAGCUGGCGUAAAGUUCGUUCUAUCAACUACACUUGGUUCAUUGGAUUCCACAACGUGGUUCUGUUUGCGUAUGUGGUUUUAAUACAAUUGCAUGCUCGUCCAGGGGUAACUUUGCUGUUUCUGAUCAAUAUGGCUAUUUUGGCUUAUCAGUACGUGGUGAGGCUUAUUUCGACGAAAUCUUUCACUACCGAGGCUGUUCUGAAAGCGCCGGAUUCCAACCUGGAAAUUGUACAGGUGCCCAGACGGCUGCUUCCGGCGCAAUUUCUGCCAGGCUGCCACAUGCGCAUAUCGAGAUACUCUCUUUUCAAUCCGCUCUUUUGGCUGCUCCCCUCACAUCCUUACACGGUGGCAUCGGUCCAGGAAAACACUGGCGCUUUUGCCAAGCUCGUGGUGAAGGAAACCCGCUUCAAAAUCGAGCCUUUCGAAAAGUACUGGGUCCAGCCCUAUUUCCGCUCCUCGUUAUCGCUGGAGUUUUUCCAGACAGCAGAGAAUGUCACAAUCGUAUGCGGAGGCUCCGGAAUUUCUUUUGGCACGCCCAUAUUCAGCCACUUACUAAGAAAACAACAAGUGGAGAACAAAGAUAUUAAGUUAUCGUGCAUCUGGAUUACUCCAAACGUGGGUGACUUGUUUGUGCUGAAAGAACUGGAGAUUACCGGGAUUAAAAUCUAUGUUACCCGCUCGGCAACAAAUCAGGAAGUAAUUGAAGACCCUGUCAGCGACGAAUUCGAGCUCCAGACUUUGGAAGACGAUUUUCAAAUACAGGAUGAGGAAACUGGAGUUCCGGAACUAGAUGCCGAAUCUGCUCAGACCACCAAUACCGUGCAUUACGGCAGACGGCCAGACCUGGGCCGCUUGUUUGUCCAGAACGUGAACCGUACAAUCGAUUAUGCCAACAAGUGGAUAGUGUCUUGCGGUCCUCCUUCGUUGAACGAGGAAUGCAAACGUCUCGCUGACAGCUACAAAUGCCGGUAUUUCGGCGAAAACUACGCCAUGUAA
Ogataea philodendri is the source of this 1542-nucleotide messenger RNA. RefSeq lists its product as uncharacterized. Bases 1 to 1542 code for a protein of 513 amino acids. The record is from RefSeq and is a predicted model, not a curated record. Lineage: Eukaryota; Fungi; Ascomycota; Pichiomycetes; Pichiales; Pichiaceae. Gene Ontology annotation, cellular component: plasma membrane. Gene Ontology annotation, molecular function: oxidoreductase activity. The transcript has a single exon.